GAGAAAAGACGAUUCUAAUACGCGGCUUUUGUCAACAGGUUUUAAUAAAUACACGUGGUGUUACGUUAACAGAUUAGUUUUAUUUUAACAAAAUAGCUCGGAUCAUGGUAUAAUAAAUUUUGUGUUAAAGAUGUUAAUUUCAUCAUCUUAUUAUUUAUCAAACGAAAAAUAACUCAUCCUCUAAUUACAAACGAGAAUGUAACGUAUAUUAUCCAAUUUCUUUACGCGGAAACGAUUUAUUAUUGUUAAGUCAAAAUAUUUAAACGGAGUACAUUGACACAUUAAACCACGCAAAAUUCAUUAACCUGUAUUUAAAAAUACUAAACAAUUCGAUCGAUUCAAGGUUAAGAUGACACUAGUCUCGUGAAAAUAUUAUUUUCUUGGUCAUGUUUUGUAAUUCAAACAAAUUUACUAUAUAUAAAAGUGUUCUACAGCAUUUUGAAGUGUACAGUUAUUCCCCACAAUUUUUUUGGAAAGGGGAACAAACAGGUCACCAUGGGUAUAUAUUCGCUGUUGUUGGUCUCAUCUUGUAUGGUAUUGGGAGCAUCCGCUUUCGGUGCAUGCAACAAAAACCUAAUCCCAGACCUGAGCUAUAAACUAACUGGUAACGAAUUAGCUUUUCCAUGCGAAAGUACGAAAAAUAUUUACAAAAACACCGGUCGUCAUGUACCGAGAAAUGUAAUAGCAACCAGAAUGCAGAUAUAUAAAGAUGAAGCUUUUAUAGCCCUUCCAAGAUAUAGACACGGAGUACCGUUCACCCUCGCCAAAUUCUCUUUAAGAACUAGAGGAUGCAAAGCUACUUUGAUACCGUACCCGAGCUGGCCGCUUCAAGAAGAAGGUAACUGCGAGGCCUUCCAGAACGUCGUCGAUCUGUUCAUCGAUGGUGCUGAUAUCCUUUGGGUUUUGGAUAUUGGUAUAGUUAAUACUUUAGAGCAACCAGUACGUCGUUGCGCUCCCAAAAUAGUAGGAAUCAACUUGAAAACCAACUUGGUUGUUAAAAUCAUCAGUUUAGAAUCUUUCGUUACAGCCGAAAGUCGUCUUCAGUACCUCAUCGUCGAUUUCUCCAAAGAAGGUCUUCCUUUCGCUUACGUAGCCGACGGUGGAUCUGGAGCAAUCAUUGUUGUCAAUUUAGAUGUUGGUACCGGUUUCCGUAUUGUAUUACCGGUAGCUGUAGCUAAUGGAGAGAACGCUUGUAUCAAAGAUGUUUUAUAUAUUGCUUUAGCGAGAAAACCGUGCGGAAACAUCCUCUACUUCACUUAUUUGUCAUCGCCUAGACUAUUCUCAAUAAAAGCUGAAUUCUUGCAAAAGGGACAAGCAUCCGGAGCAGUUAUCGAUGUCGGUUGUAAACCCCCGUUAGGAAAAAUCGUUAUUCUCGGUACAGAUAACGGAGCAGCUCUAUUCUUCAGGUACAAAGGCGAAUCUGAUAUUUUCAUCUGGAACAGCGAAACCGCAUUCAAACCCGAAAACUUUCUGUUGGUGCAAAAAGGAGAUUAUUGUAGAUUGGCUACCCAAGUUGUGGCUGGAUAUAGAAAACUCAUGUGGGCUAUUGAGAGCAACUUCCACGAUUUUGUUCUUAAUGUUGCUGGAAGUCUUGGCCCCUCCAUGGCUGUACAUCCUCUUAUCAAGACCUGUGAUUAAGAUAACUUUAGGUUGAGUUCGAUGUACUGCUUAGAAGUCUGUGAUCUUGUGUGAUACGCAAAUUUAGCGAAAUAAAAUAGUUUAUAAUA
This is a messenger RNA of Diorhabda sublineata, 1727 nucleotides long. Its product is annotated as major royal jelly protein 2. The record is from RefSeq and is a predicted model, not a curated record. The transcript is spliced from 2 exons. Lineage: Eukaryota; Metazoa; Arthropoda; Insecta; Coleoptera; Chrysomelidae. Bases 496 to 1638 code for a protein of 380 amino acids. Gene Ontology annotation, cellular component: extracellular region.